Molecule: messenger RNA, 600 nt
Organism: Dioscorea cayenensis subsp. rotundata (Guinea yam)
Lineage: Eukaryota; Viridiplantae; Streptophyta; Magnoliopsida; Dioscoreales; Dioscoreaceae
Product: crocetin glucosyltransferase 3-like
Exons: 1
Coding region: 1-600 (199 amino acids)
Source: RefSeq, a predicted model, not a curated record
AUGGCACAAGGCCAUCUCAUCCCCCUCUUCCACUUAGCAAAGCUUAUAGAACAGAGAUACCCAGACUACACCAUCACCAUUGUUAACACUCCUCUCAACAUCCAAAAGCUUCAAUCUUCACUCCCUCCAAACUCCAACAUCCAUCUCAUAGACCUUCCUUUCUCAAGCUCCAACCAUGGUCUCCCUCCCAACUCUGAGAACACUUGCUCCUUGCCAGCUCACCAAAUCCCUCUCCUCUUAGUAACCACUGAGUCCUUGGAACCCCACUUCAACCUUCUCAUCUCCAACAUGAUCAAUCUGGCAUUUGGCUCUGCAGCCUUCAUGUCAAUCUGGCAGCAUCUCCCUCACACUAAGACAGACGCUAUGGAGUUCAACAUCCCUGGCUUUCCCUCUUCUUUUCGACUUCAUCGGUCUCAGCUUUCAAUUAAUAUGAGGGCAGCUGAUGGUUCUGAUGCACUCUCUAUCUUUUUCCAGAGAAUUUUCCAGGUCCAAAAAACUUCUGAUGCAAUUCUUUGCAAUACUGUGAGGGAGGUUGAGUUAUUUGGGUUGCAGUUGCUCCAGUGUACCAUGUUGUGUUGUGGAGGACGAGCGAGCUGCUGA